Messenger RNA from Brugia malayi, 2007 nucleotides. It is a transcript of the gene Bma-lron-5, whose product is annotated as Leucine Rich Repeat family protein. The record is from RefSeq and is a predicted model, not a curated record. The coding region runs from base 1 to 2007 and encodes 668 amino acids. NCBI's taxonomy places the organism in Eukaryota, Metazoa, Nematoda, Chromadorea, Rhabditida, Onchocercidae. The transcript has a single exon. Gene Ontology annotation, molecular function: protein binding.
AUGACGAAGUUACCACUACUGUAUUUCAUUCUACAAGUGCCGUUCUUGGCAUGUGUCGACAUAUGUCAUUAUUGCCGCUGUGAUCGAUAUUCUAGUACUGUCAGUUGUACGGGAUAUAACAUUUUGUUACGAUCGGUAAUUGCACCGCACUGGGCCAAGAUUCUCUAUUUCCACCAUAUGUCUAUGCGACAUUUGCCUCAUUUUGCUCAUAAUGAAAAUAUCAAAAUUCUUCGGAUUAAUUUCUGUGGUUUGACACAUAUUCAUUCGCUGUCGCUUACCUCACUGCCAAAUCUGGAAACUCUGCACCUUUCUGAUAAUCGGUUAACGGAUUUACCUUCGGAAUGUUUCUUUGAACUUACCAAGUUGCGGAUCAUAAAUCUGGCAAGAAAUCUGAUUCGUAACCUAGAUCUAAUCAGUGAAAUGCUUCCAAGAAGUCAUAUUCUGGAGCAAUUUAGUAUAGAUGGUAAUCCAAUACAAAUUAGUUCUGUUAGUACUCAGUUUCCUUUAGCUCGACAGUUGCAUCUUUCGGAUACAAAUAUGGAAACAAUUAACGAUUCUACCAUAACUUUUCUGCCCAGUAUCGGAUGCAAUGUAUCAGAGACACUUUGUCGCAGUAUGCACAUUUCGAACCAGCAAUGGUUCAUUCUGCGUUCGUUAGAUUUAUCAUCUCAGGAAGAGCUUUCAAUUCACCCAUCGCUCCUUCCAGUUAUCAGUAAUGUUAGCGUGCUAAAUCUCAGCACAACCAAACUUCCUGACUCUUUUCCUGAUUGGCUUCAGAUUUCUAGUCGUGUCCGACAUCUAAGUAUACCAUUUACCGUCCUUCCAAAUGCAAAUUAUUCUUGGGAAUGGUGUAGUCAGUAUCUGGAAUGGCUUGACAUAUCUCACCUUAAUUUACGCACUCUUAUUAUUCCAAGACAUUGCAAGAUUCGUUAUUUAAAAGCGAACGAUAAUCAUUUGGAUAAGGUUUUCAUUCGUGCUAAUUCGUUGGAAACCUUAUUUUUAGAACGGAACAAUUUGUCUUCUUGGAUUGUACCUCCACCUGGUACUACCUUUACUCAUAUGUUGACACUUUCCUUGUCCUUCAAUAGAAUACCUUAUUUACCCAAAAAUGCUUUGGCUUAUUAUCCACAACUUCAGCACCUCGAUAUUUCUCAAAAUGUUUUGGCAAACUUGUCUACUCAAUCAUUUCCAAUAAUUGGAAUGCAAAUUCGCUCCAUCAACAUGUCCCACAACAAACUCUCUCGAUUCGUGCACCCGAUAUUACCGUCACUACUUCUUCUUGACCUCUCUAAUAAUGCUCUUGAAGGUUUAGACUCUUAUUUGUUAGCAGGACUUCCUCUCCUCCAACAUUUCUAUCUAAAAUCAAAUGUUGGUUUAUUUUCGAAGUGUAGUGGAAUAUCUCAGUGCUGGAUAAUGUCCCUAAAUCAGCUUGGAAAUCUUAUCGAUUUAGACAUUUCAGAUUGUAAUCUAGAAUGGCAGCCAGAUCUUUCUAGUUUUCAAGCAAUGCGUAAACUUGAUUUAUCUAGAAAUCGAUUAUCAUCUCUAGACGGAGCCUUAUUACCUCGUAAUCUAUACUUCUUGGAUGUAAGUGAAAAUCUUAUCCAUUAUUUAUUCAAUGAUACCUGUAUGAAGAACAGUGAACUUCGUGAAAUGGAUAUAUCACGAAAUCCACUUAUUUGUCAUUGCACAUUGUUGCAAAUCAUCCAGUGGAUCCCAAAUGACACAUAUUCCACCUCAACUAAUGAUUAUUUAUAUUACUGCUUUUCCGGGAGUUGGCAAUAUCCUCUGCGAAACUAUUUAGAUAGUGCAACUGCAUGUCUUUCGACUAGAUCUGUUUGGUUCUCAGCAUUAUUUACAAUAAUUUGCUGUAUCCUUGCUAUCACCAUCAUCCUUGCAGUUUUCAUCUUCGUUGCAAACAGCAACAGAAUGUCACAUUGUGGUGAAUGCUUAUUAUUUGCUUAUAAACCACUCCGUACAAGUGAUACAUCAUUUGCCGUUCAGAUUUGA